GUCGGCUUCAGCUGUCAUUUAUUGUCAAAAUAAGGGUAAAUUACAGAUUAAAGUGACUUCUAGGUUUUAGAUUAGAUUUAUACUGAAAUUAUUUAAAUAAUCGAUAGAUAAUUGCUCAAUAUGUAGUAUAGUAUAGUUAAGAUUGAUGUUAAUUGUUUGUACGAAAGAAAACAAAAUGUCGUUAGAACAAACAGCUUGCGAUGAUCUAAAGGCUUUCGAGCGACGCCUGACUGAAGUUAUAGGAUGUCUGCAGCCAGCUACUAUGAGAUGGAGAAUUUUACUGACAGUGGUGUCAGUGUGCACAGCAAUAGCGGCUUACCAUUGGUUGAUGGACCCGCUCACACCAGUUGUCUCCCUCACACAGUCUCUCUGGAAUCACCCGUUUUUUGCCUUUACCUCCACUUUUCUAGGUAUGUAA
Spodoptera litura is the source of this 418-nucleotide messenger RNA. RefSeq names its product nuclear envelope phosphatase-regulatory subunit 1-like. Gene Ontology annotation, cellular component: Nem1-Spo7 phosphatase complex; cytoplasm. The record is from RefSeq and is a predicted model, not a curated record. NCBI's taxonomy places the organism in Eukaryota, Metazoa, Arthropoda, Insecta, Lepidoptera, Noctuidae.